This is a messenger RNA of Menidia menidia (Atlantic silverside), 1272 nucleotides long. NCBI's taxonomy places the organism in Eukaryota, Metazoa, Chordata, Actinopteri, Atheriniformes, Atherinopsidae. The record is from the annotation of a GenBank genome assembly.
AUGGUUUGGGUCCCGACUCCACAAAAAAGAAAAUGGACCGUGGAUGAAUUCCUGGAGGACGAGCACCUCAGCCCAGCACCAUCCAUCGGCUCAGAGUGCUCCCUUAGCCCUGUGUAUGCUGAGCCUCUGACAAGAUUUGGGACGGCCGUCUCACCUAUAAUGAGCCCUGAUGGGAGGUCACUGUCUUCCUCACCCUUCACUCCAUCUCCUCCCCCACCGCCCCCCAGAAGAAGAGCAUCCCGGAUCCCUCUGCUGAUAGUGAAAAACAACAGAGAUGUCAAAGAAGUCGCCAAUGGAUGUCGGCUUCAGACAGCAGAGGCUCAGUUUGGGGCGUUUGAGAAGAGACUGAGGGGCCUACAGUGGCAACUGCUGGCUCCGGUGCCAGAACAUCCUGAGACUCCUAGAGAGAUUCCUGCACUGGAAAAGAAGCCACCACUUUUUAAACCCAGCCCUCCUCCGAAGAAAACCACUUCUCAAACAACAGUGCGUACAAGGAAAACAACAAGGACCAACGUGAUGAAAAAGACGCAGACAGUCAAGAUGCAAGAAAGUAAAGAUCAGGAGGAGCUGGAGCCGCUGACUAAACCUGCAGCCAGUCUGUCUGAGUUCUUUGCUCAGAUCGUUUCAGAAGAAUGGGAAAAGAAGAUUGAAGCGCUGCGCUGGGUCCGUGCUCUGGCCCAGCACCAUCAAAAUGUUCUGCUGGGCAAACUACAUGAAGUGUGUCUGGCUGUUAUGGAAGAGGUUCACAAUUUGCGUUCGUCUGUGGCCUGUGCAGCCAUAGACACCAUGGCGUCCCUUUAUACCAACCUGCAAAAGAACAUGGACAAUGAAGUGGAGAGGACCGGCCGCUGUCUGAUUCUGAGGAUUGCACAAGCGACUGUGAAUACCUUUGUGCAGCAGCAGGUCAACUUGGCCCUGGCGGCCCUGGUGCACAACUGCAGUCCAGGCCGCGUGCUGACUGUUCUCCUCCACAUAGGAGUGGGGCAUCUGAGUCCAGCAGUGAGGGCCAGCACAGGUCAACAGCUCCAACUGAUGGCUGACAAAAUGGGAGCAGAAGCCGUUUUAACUACAGGACAGAGCUUCACACCACGUUUCCUCACAGCAGUGAGCAAACUUUCAGUGGAUGCUGCAGCUGAAGUCAGGUGUCGUGGCCAGGCCGCCAUCCAAAUACUGGCCAAGCACCAAGACUUCAUGAAGCUGUGGCUCCAGAGCGUUCAUGAAAAAGACCAGCGCUUUCUGCAAAAGAUCGUGAUGAAUGCCUGCAGAAAGUAG